GUGGCGGGUAAGGCCCUCGAGCCCCGGCGCCGCCUGUCAGAACCGCGGCGUCCCUCUUCUGUAAGCCGGAGCUACAGAUUCUGCUCUCCCUCUGUGGCGGGACAAGUGCUCCGGGCCCAGCCGCUAGUCUAGAUGACAUGCCGAUGGCUUCAGUGAUGGCAGUGGCUGAACCCAAAUGGGUCUCGGUCUGGGGCCGUUUCCUGUGGCUGACACUGCUGAGCAUGGCCCUGGGGUCGCUGCUGGCCCUGCUGCUGCCCCUGGGAGCUGUGGAAGAGCAGUGCCUGGCUGCGCUCAGAGGUUUCCACCUGCUCAGGAGCAAACUGGACAGGAGCCAGCAUGUGGUCACCAAGUGCACCAGUCCAUCCACAGAGCUCAGUGUCACCUCUGGGGAUGUGGGGCUGCUGACUGUCAAGACUAAGACGUCUCCAGCAGGGAAGCUGGAAGCCAAGGCUGCACUGAACCAAGCCCUGGAGAUGAAGCGUCAGGGCAAGAGAGAGAAAGCCCACAAGCUCUUCCUGCACGCCCUCAAGAUGGACCCUGGCUUCGUAGAUGCGCUCAAUGAGUUUGGCAUCUUCUCAGAAGAGGAAAAGGACAUCAUUCAGGCAGAUUACUUAUACACCAGGGCACUGACCAUUUCACCCUUCCACGAGAAAGCGCUGGUCAACCGGGAUCGGACGCUGCCGCUUGUGGAGGAGAUUGACCAGAGGUACUUUAGCAUCAUCGACAGCAAAGUGAAGAAGGUCAUGUCCAUACCCAAGGGGAGCUCAGCGCUGCGCAGGGUCAUGGAGGAGACCUACUACCACCACAUCUACCACACGGUGGCAAUCGAGGGCAACACCCUCACCCUCUCAGAGAUCAGGCACAUCCUGGAGACCCGCUACGCUGUGCCAGGAAAGAGCUUGGAGGAGCAGAACGAGGUGAUUGGCAUGCAUGCGGCCAUGAAGUACAUUAACACUACCCUGGUCUCCCGCAUUGGAUCUGUCACCAUCGAUGACAUGCUAGAGAUCCAUAGAAGGGUGCUGGGGUAUGUGGAUCCAGUGGAGGCGGGAAGGUUUCGGAGGACCCAGGUCCUGGUGGGACACCACAUUCCGCCCCAUCCCCGGGACGUGGAGAAGCAAAUGCAGGAGUUCACACAGUGGCUUAAUUCAGAGGACGCCAUGAAUCUGCACCCGGUUGAGUUCGCAGCCUUAGCCCAUUACAAACUUGUGUACAUCCACCCUUUCAUCGAUGGCAAUGGGAGAACCUCCCGCCUGCUGAUGAACCUGAUCCUGAUGCAGGCAGGGUACCCCCCUAUCACCAUAUGCAAGGAACAGAGGUCAGAGUACUACCACGUAUUAGAAGUUGCCAACGAGGGUGACGUGCGGCCCUUCAUCCGCUUCAUUGCCAAGUGUACGGAAGUCACAUUGGACACACUGCUCCUUGCCACCACUGAAUACUCCGUGGCACUGCCGGAAGCCCAGCCCAACCAUUCUGGGUUCAAGGACACACUCCCCGUGAGGCCCUAAACCGCUAGCUAGCCCUCCCCCUUGGCAACAAGGGAAGCCAGGAGAUGGCAUCCAAAGAACGGCUUUCUAGAAACAGCUCUCCCUAAUAGCAAAAGGAGAUAUUUAAACAUUCUUUACCUCCAGAUGUUUAGUUGAGAAAGAAAACUAAAUUAUCAAGCCUUGUCUUUAGGAUAAUUUAUACUUCAGCCCAGCUAUUUAUUUUCCCGAGCCACCUAGCAGUGCCAAGUGGUGCUGUGACCACUGCAUCAGUGGUGAUCCCAGUACCCUGCAGAGGCAGCCGUGCUCCCUCCUCUUAUGUCCUGAGCCUGGACAGAAUUUGCACUAAGGUGGGGGCAGAGGGGCCAGAUCUGUGGGACAAAGCCCAGGACCACAGGGGCCACUCAGAUGCCUUUGAGGUCCUAUGACUUCAGAGGGCUGCAGUCCUAAGCAAAACCUGCCCUGCUGUGAUGGACUUUCACUCCUGAGACAGGAAGCAGACGCUGCCAUCUCCAGAGGGAGACUGCAGAUUCCCAGAGACCCCCAGAGCCGCUAACUUGCUAGCCUGCCGGCAGGGAUGUUAUUUUCCUAUCUAGACCUCUCAGGAGAGCGGCCAGCGUGGCUUUUUCUUUCUUCUGAACUUCACUUGCAUCAACUCAGACCAGAUGUGUUAGACAAGCUUUUCAGCUGUACCAUCACCCCAUAAAGCAAGUCUGCUUUUACUUCCCACUCAGUCUCCUGCACAAAGACCCCCAGAUAAUGGCUCUGAGGGCCUGGAGGUGAGGCUCAGUGUAGCACCUACCUAGUAGCAUGUGCCAUGCCCCAGGCACCACCUCUUAACAAAAAAAAAAAA
This is a messenger RNA of Microtus ochrogaster (prairie vole), 2334 nucleotides long. It is a transcript of the gene Ficd, whose product is annotated as FIC domain protein adenylyltransferase. The record is from RefSeq and is a predicted model, not a curated record. NCBI's taxonomy places the organism in Eukaryota, Metazoa, Chordata, Mammalia, Rodentia, Cricetidae. Gene Ontology annotation, molecular function: protein binding.